Eurytemora carolleeae is the source of this 1040-nucleotide messenger RNA. RefSeq names its product serine/threonine-protein phosphatase CPPED1. The transcript is spliced from 8 exons. Bases 1 to 783 code for a protein of 260 amino acids. The record is from RefSeq and is a predicted model, not a curated record. Gene Ontology annotation, molecular function: hydrolase activity. NCBI's taxonomy places the organism in Eukaryota, Metazoa, Arthropoda, Copepoda, Calanoida, Temoridae.
AUGCCGGGCCUGUAUUCAAAGGAUAUGGAUAAACGGUUUUUAAUGGAGAAUAAUUUGAGCUGGAAAGAUCCUUUCUUCUUUAUACAAGCUGCAGAUACACAGCUGGGGCUCAUGUACAACUGGGGGACGGACGGGACGGAUGGCGUACCAUACCCCGAGUCGAAUUGGGAUAAGGAGAUUGAAUUGUGUCGACAAUCUGUCGAAGUAAUGAACCGGAUGGAACCAAAGCCGGCGUUUUUCAUCGUCUGUGGCGACCUAGUCGACGCGUUUCCGGACCAGUAUCCGGAAAUUCGAGCCCGCCAAGAAGUGGAUCUGAAGAGAGUCUACAGUAAUCUGGAUCCAGAGAUUCCAAUGAUCUGUGUUUGUGGGAACUGCGAUGUGGGAAAUAGGGACAAGAAUAUUUUUAAGGUUUUUUUAUCAAGGGGAGGGGGGGCUCAGCACCCGUCGGGGCCUGAAAACCCCCUAAAAUACAAAAUAAUCCCUAAAAGGAUUCAUUUUGAAAAUGGUGCCGCAGAAGAACUAUUUUUUAAGGCGGAUGAAGAGAAGCAGUACUUUAAUCUGGACCCUAGCCUGAAGAGGGAAAAAUUGGAGGUGCUUCACGCCGCCGGGAUUAGGAAAAUAUUCUGUGGGCAUUAUCACAGGAAUGCUGGUGGUUUCUACCGCGACCUUGAGGUUGUAAUAACCUCCGCCAUUGGAUGUCAGAUCGGACCAGACCAGCAUGAAAGCAGUGUGGAUCAUGAAUACUUUCCUCUUCAAAGUUUCCCAGCUACUGUACAGUUUUAAAUAGGGGGGGGGUGUUUAUCCCCCUCCCACCUUCCUUGAAUAUGGAACGAUUUUGAAGUUCUGUUCCCAGUGAAAUGAACUGCGUACUGCAAAGAAUUGUAAACAAAAACAAAGUUUUUUUUACUUUGACUGAAUACUGAUAAUUAUGAAAACCUGACUGUACAAAGAAACUAUUUUUGUGAUUAAUUCGUUGAUUUUAUAAAUUUCGCGAGUUUGAACUUGACUCUCUGUAUUAUAUAUAUAAACCUUAAAUUGUG